CCAAACUCACAUUCACUCAUCACUCUUUUCUUUAUCACAUCAAAGCUAUUAGAACCACCAUGUCAAAAUCCAGUACUUCUUCUUUCUCAAAAAAUGUUGGUUCUAAUUCUAACCGGUUCUACAAGUGUCCGGUUUCACAGAACAAAAAAAAUAAGCAGCAGCUGCACCAGAAGAAGGCCGAAUCCGCUAAACAGGACUCGCGUAUCGGCUCUUUAUCUGAACCGAUAUCUCGGAGUCCUGUUAGCAUAACUAACCUCAAUACCCUCUUAUCAUUAUUCACCCCUUUCGUCCAUGUUAAAUUUUUAUCUGAGGGUGAGAGUGAAGGAAGUAGCAGUUGUGAAUCUGUGAAAAAAGCAUACUUUGAGCUUGAAGAAUUGUGGGAUUAUUAUAAAGAAUGGAGUGCUUAUGGUUUGGAGGUUCCGCUUACUCUAUUCGAAGAUGAAGCUGUGAUGCAGUACUUUGUUCCAUCUUUAUCUGGAAUUCAGUUGUAUGUUCAACAUGAUCAUCAUCAAGGCUUCGGGAAAACUGAUGAGGAAAGUGGUGACAUGCCUUCAAAGGAGACAACUAAUAAGCUUGUCUUCCAAUAUUUUGAGUUCAAACGACUAUUUGAACGCCAACCUCUUAAUGAUAAGGUUUCAACUCUUGCUAUGGAAUUUCCUCUUUUGAAAAAGUAUAGGAGUUGUGACAUUUUGCCAUGCAGCUGGUUUUCAGUUGCUUGGUAUCCAAUUUACCGAAUCCCCGUUGGACCAUCGCUCAAAAAUUCGGAAGCAUCAUUUAUAACUUUUCAUAAUUUGACAACUCACUUUUCAAGCCAAAAUCAACCAAAGUUGCAUGAAGAUGAACCAUUGAAAAUAGCUCUUCCCAUUUUUGGGCUUGCUACUUACAAGGUGAAACGCUCAAUUCUGCAUCUUCCUAAAGUAUCUGAAUCUCAACAAAUGAACUCUCUAGUGAAGGGUGCUGAGGAUUGGUUAAAGAAUUUGAAUAUCAAGAUGCAACACCAUGAUUACAUGCACUUUGUUAAUCAUGUAUAGUUAUUAAUGGAAAUCAUGCUUGGUAUCUUCUGCUAGGAAUAGAAAGUUUUUUUUGCCAUGCAUGAAACUUUCUUAAUUUCUAGUUACCAACUUUGUUCACCCUACAGGGAGUUGUGGUGAUCAUAGAAUAUGUUAAUUAAUUUAUGUUAUAGUAUAUAUAAUACAGAGUCCUUGAAAUAAAUGCUGGUUAGCAAGGAAUCUGUUUAGGAAAUUAAGAUUCCAGUGGUCCUAAAUUUUACUUUGUUUGGAGUUAAAUCAGUGUCUGUAUCUUGUUAUAUUUACUAUAUAUGUGAUUAUUAUUGGUAUUUAAAUUUGGCAAA
This is a messenger RNA of Cicer arietinum (chickpea), 1351 nucleotides long. The record is from RefSeq and is a predicted model, not a curated record. NCBI's taxonomy places the organism in Eukaryota, Viridiplantae, Streptophyta, Magnoliopsida, Fabales, Fabaceae.